This is a messenger RNA of Arabidopsis lyrata subsp. lyrata, 1413 nucleotides long. Its product is annotated as UDP-galactose/UDP-glucose transporter 5. The transcript is spliced from 10 exons. Gene Ontology annotation, cellular component: Golgi membrane; endoplasmic reticulum membrane. Bases 41 to 1084 code for a protein of 347 amino acids. Gene Ontology annotation, biological process: transmembrane transport. Gene Ontology annotation, molecular function: 3'-phosphoadenosine 5'-phosphosulfate transmembrane transporter activity. The record is from RefSeq and is a predicted model, not a curated record. NCBI's taxonomy places the organism in Eukaryota, Viridiplantae, Streptophyta, Magnoliopsida, Brassicales, Brassicaceae.
AGGGAGAGAGAGAGAGAAGCGGAUCGUUAAUGGAGAAAAAAUGGCUGAGCCAGAUUCUGUAAACGAAGCCAAGGAGAAGAAGAAGAAGCUAUGGAAAGCUGUUUUCGCUAUCUCUGGGAUCAUGAUUACUCUCGUCAUCUACGGUCUUCUUCAGGAGAAGAUCAUGAGAGUGCCUUAUGGAUUGAAAAAAGAGUACUUUACGCACUCUUUGUUUCUUGUUUUCUGUAAUCGUCUUACUACAUCAGCUGUUUCUGCUGCUGCUUUACUGGGAAGCAAGAAAGUUUUGGAUCCUGUAGCUCCGGUUUAUAAGUAUUGUCUCAUAUCAGUAACUAACAUCUUAACCACAACAUGCCAAUAUGAGGCCCUCAAGUAUGUGAGUUUCCCAGUCCAAACUUUGGCUAAAUGUGCCAAAAUGAUACCUGUAAUGGUUUGGGGAACUCUCAUCAUGCAGAAAAAGUAUAGGGGAUUUGAUUAUUUAGUGGCGUUUCUCGUGACUCUUGGCUGCUCUGUGUUUAUUCUUUUUCCGGCGGGAGAUGAUAUUAGUCCGUACAACAAGGGAAGAGAAAACACUGUCUGGGGUGUAUCCCUUAUGGUUGGUUAUCUUGGGUUUGAUGGUUUUACAAGCACAUUCCAAGACAAACUCUUUAAAGGUUAUAAUAUGGAAAUACAUAACCAGAUAUUCUACACAACAAUUUGUUCCUCUAUUCUUAGUUUUACUGGCCUUAUAUUGCAAGGACAUUUACUCCCAGCAGUAGACUUUGUUUCUCGACAUAGGGAUUGUCUUUUUGACAUCGCUUUGCUUUCCACUGUAGCAACAGCCAGCCAAUUUUUCAUUUCGUACACCAUUAGGACAUUUGGUGCUCUAACGUUUGCUGCCAUAAUGACAACAAGACAGCUUGUGAGCAUUAUGCUCUCCUGCAUUUGGUUCUCACACCCGCUUAGCUGGGAGCAGUGUAUUGGAUCCGUAAUUGUUUUCGGAUCUCUAUAUGCUAAAACCUUAGUGAAGAAGAGAUCAGAAAAGCCGCAGGCAGCUCAAGAACUUCCACCGGAUGAAGAGGCUCAGCCUCUGAAGGGAAACCCUUAAAGCACAGAGAGAGCCUUAUCUUCUCUGAUGCUUAAACAGUUACCAGCCAAAUCUAAUGCUCUCUCUGACUUGGAGGCAUCUAACUAACAAAACUAAGCGGUUGAGACGUAGGACGGGUACUCAUAGAGCCUAAUGUUUGCAAAUGCAGUUUCUUGUUUCUUUCUUCUACCUUUUGUGCAGACAAGGAGACCAAUGAUCAAAUUCUUUACUGUUUAUUCUAGAGUUGUUCAAAUGGUUUUGUAAAAUUGUAAUGGAAUUUUGAUAUUGUAUCAAGAAAUAUCAUAAAUUUGUGAUACAAUGGCUGAUUCAUAUCAACUGAAUUUCCCACU